Molecule: messenger RNA, 5422 nt
Organism: Loxodonta africana (African savanna elephant)
Lineage: Eukaryota; Metazoa; Chordata; Mammalia; Proboscidea; Elephantidae
Gene: BLNK
Product: B cell linker
Exons: 18
Coding region: 494-1810 (438 amino acids)
Biological process (GO): cell surface receptor protein tyrosine kinase signaling pathway; intracellular signal transduction
Cellular component (GO): cytoplasm
Source: RefSeq, a predicted model, not a curated record
GAGUAAUCAGCCAAGCUGGCUGGCUACCCUGAUCACAUGAUUAUGUAGAAACAUGAAACUUGCUAUGUGCUCGAGCAAGUUUUACUUCUCUCUAGUGCAGGAGUGUCUGCCAGCAGCCUGUGCUCUCGGAAAUCAGAUUCAAGUGACAAGGGACCCUUGAGACCCAACGCUUAUCAUGCUACUGCCUGGGAGGGCCAGGAACUGCUGAUGCUACCACUGAACACUUAUCCGUAGUGCUUACAAUUACCGAAAAGAAUGGACAAGCUUAAUAAGAUAACUGUCCCAGCCAGUCAGAAGUUGAGAGAGAUCGUGAGUGUCUUUCACGGAAGCUAGCAGGGAAGACCUUGAUCCAGGGCAUAUAUUCCCAGGGCUGAAAAGAAAUAGAAGCAGAAGAGAGAUCAGCAAGGGAAGGAAAGCGAACUCAACCAAGGAAAGGAGGGCAAGCAGGAUUGGAAGGAACCAAGGACUCCCAAAGUGAAGGCAGCUUCAAAAGAUGGUCCAUGAUAUUAAGAACAAUGAAGGUGGAAUAAUGAACAAAAUAAAAAAGCUGAAAGUUAAAGCACCUCCAAGUGUUCCUCAAAGGGACUAUGCUUCAGGGAGUGCUGCUGACGAAGAGGAACAGUGGUCAGAUGACUUUGAUGGUGAUUAUGAAAAUCCAGACGAGCACUCUGACUCGGAGAUGUACGUGAUGCCAGCGGAGGAGAACGGGGAUGACAGUUAUGAGCCACCUCCAGUUGAGCAGGAGACAAGGACAGUUCAGCCAGCCCUGCCCUUUGCCAGGGGAGAGUAUGUAGACAAUCGCUCAAGCCAGAGGCAGUCUCCACCCAUCAGCAAGACACUUCCCAGCAAGCCCAGCUGGCCCUCAUCAAAAGCAAGGCUCUCCUCCACUCUGCCAUCCCUCACUUCUCUUCAGAAACCUCAAGUCCCACCCAAACCCAAAGAGCUCCUUGAAGAUGAGGCUGAUUAUGUGGUUCCUGUCGAAGAUGAAGAUGAAAACUAUAUUCAUCCCACAGAAAGCAGUUCGCUUCCAUCUGAAAAAGCUCCCAUGGUGAACAGAUCAACCAAGCCAAGUAACUCUUCAAAGCCAGCCUCUCCUCCAGAAACAGUUUCAGGUCGAAACAGCAGGCCCUGGGAAUCCAAGUUACCUUCUUCACCUGCAGCGCCAUGCCCACUGCCAAGGGCUGGGAAGAAGCCAGCUACACCACUGAAGAUAACUCCGAUUGCCUCGCAACAGAAUGCAUCAAGUGUUUGUGAAGAAAAACCUAUCCCUGCUGAACGUCACCGAGGGUCUAGUCACAGACAAGAAGCUGUGCAGUCACCAGCAUUGCCUCCUGCCCAGAAACAAAUUCAUCAAAAACCCAUCCCUCUGCCAAGAUUUCCAGAAAUGGGAAGCCCAACUGUGGAUGGACCAUUACCCAGCUUUUCAUCUAAUUGCAAUUUGUCAGAACAGGAAGCUGAAGUUUACUGUAAGCCAUGGUAUGCUGGUGCCUGUGAUCGAAAAUCUGCAGAAGAGGCAUUAUACAAGUCAAAUAAGGAUGGAUCAUUUCUUAUACGGAAAAGCUCUGGACAAGAUUCCAAACAACCAUAUACAUUAGUUGUAUUCUUUAAUAAGCGAGUAUAUAAUGUUCCUGUGCGAUUUAUUGAAGCAACAAAACAGUAUGCUUUGGGAAGAAAGAAAACUGGCGAAGAGUACUUUGAAAGUGUUGCUGAAAUAAUCAAGAAUCACCAACAUAAUCCCUUGGUUCUCAUCGACAGCCAGAAUAACACAAAAGAUUCCACAAGACUGAAAUACGCAGUUAAAAUUUCAUAAAGAAAAAAAAAAUGCAGGUCCGCAUCGUUGAUUCAGACACUUUCCCAAACUUUCUACUUUGGAUAAAAAGUCUCAAAACUUCAUAUUUUGGAUUAUGAAUAAUCCAGUAAGAAAACAGAAGAUGGAGGCAACUAUUAAGGUGGUCAUCCUUUUUUUUAUAAGAUGGUCACAUGAAAUUGUUUUAUCUAUUGCCUGACAUGAUGAACUGUUAAUAUUUGAUGAGGUUGAGUUAUUAUUCUACUAAUAGUCUCCAAAUAAAUCAUUAUUUAAAAAAAACAGGUGUACAGUAUUUUGAGUCAUGUGAGAAAAUACCACACUAUUUUCAAAAUAAGAAAAUAAUAUUCUUGGAUAAAACAAAGCUGCUAAAAAUUUAGGCCACCACAAUGGUCACUGGUGCACUAAUGUAGCUGGGAUGUCUACUGUCAAUGCUUGACAAUUAUGUCUUGGUUAAAAUUUUAAUGUGCAGAAAAUCAAAAUAUUAUAAGUAAUAUAUGAUAUUUGUAAGUAGCAGACAAGGAAGAUGUAAUAGUUCCUUUUUUGUGACUGCCCCCAACCAUAGGACAUAUAUAUGGAUAUGAACUUUCUAGAAGUUAUUGCUCCAGACUGUGUUGUUAGCUUUGCUUAUUAAAGAUGAUUAUACCCUCUUGUAUCUGCAUUUUUUUUAAAUGAACCUAAACUUGACAUGAAGUUCAAAGUGGAAUAAGAGCAAAACCAGUUCCUAGGGAAACAUAUCACAGAACAAGAGCAGAAAAACAGACAUUUACGAACACUAGGGAAUAAAAAGGAUACCAUUGUGAGCAGCCCUGUCCAGAAAUGUAUUAUACUCUGUAAUAUGGAAGUUUUUUUUUUUUUUUAACUGUAUACUUUAGACAGCAUGGAAACUCUGGUGGUGUAGUGGUUAAGAGCUACAGCUGCUAACCAAAGCAGCAGUUCAAAUCCACCAGGUGUUUCUUGGAAACCCUAUGGGGCAGUUCUACUCUGUCCUAUAGGGUCACUAUGAGUUGGAAUUGACUUGACAACAAAGGCUUUUGGGUUAGACAGCACUGAAAUGAUAAAGCAGCUAAUUAAGAUAAAUUCAAUAAUUAAAUAAGAAGUACACUGAUCACUGAAUAAGACAGCAAUGUCUGAAGGAGUUGUGAAAGGCUAGAAGGUAAUGAUUUUAGAGUAACUCACAGACUGACUUGGAAAGAUAAUUUUUUUUUAACAAUUUGUUUUAUUUUGUUGUUGUUGAAAAUACACACAGCGGAGCAUAUACCAUUGUAACAAUUUCUAUGUGUAUAAUUCAUUGACAUUGACUACAUUCUUCAAGUUGUACAACCAUUCUCAUCCUUUUCCAAAUUGUUCCUCCUUCUUAACAUAAACUCACUGUUACCUAAGCUUCCUAUCUAACCUUUUGAGUUGUUCUCGUCAAUUUGAUCCCAUUCAGAUAGUUCUUUAAAAGAGCAGAAUGCUCAAGGCAGACAUUGUUUACUAAUUAAGUUAAACUAGUAUUUGGUUUAAAGAAGACUUCAAGGUAUAUUUCUGGCUUAAGGUUUAAAGAUUAUCUCAGGGCAAUAGUUUCUGUGUUUCAUCCAGCUUCAAUGGCUCCAGAAAGGCUGAAUUCUACGAGAAUUUGAAAUUCUAUUCCACAUUUUCCACCUUUUGAUCAGAAUUCUUCUACAGAAUCUUUGAUCAAAACAUUCAGUAACAGUAUCCAAGCACCAUCCAGUUCUUCUGAUCUCAUGGCAGGGGAGACAGUUAUUCAGGGAGGCAAUUAGCCAUACAUUCCAUAUUCUCCUCUUAUUCCUGACUCUCUUUAUUCCUCUGUUGCUCCAAUUGUUGUACCUUGGAUGGCUGCUUGCAAAUUUUUAAGACUCCAGGUACUACACAACAAACUAGAAGGUAGAACAAAAGCACUAAACACAGUAUUAGGCCAAUUAAUUGAGAUGUCCUAUGACAUCAUGACCCUAAACCUCCAAAUCAAUAAACUAAAUCCCAUGAGGUAUUUGGUUGUACAUAAGCAGUCUCAGCAGCUGCUCUUUUGUUGUUGUUGUUUUUAUUGUAAAAAUAUAUAUCACACAACAUUUGCCAAUUCAACUUUUUAUAGAUGUAUAACAAGCCAUGGUGUUUCUAAUCGCCUCAUAUGCAUGUUAAAGGGGGACAAUCAGUAACGAAGACUGAAGAAGAAUUGAUUCCUUUGAAUUAUGGUGUUAGCAAAGAAUAGUGAAUAUACCAUGGACUGCCAGAAGAACGAACAAAUCUGUCUUGGAAAAAGUACUGCCAGAAUGCUCAUUAGAAGCAAAGAUGGCAAGACUUUGCCUCACUUAAUUUCUACAUGCUAUCAGCAUGGACCAGUCCCUGGAGAAGGACAUCAUGCUUGGUAAAGUAGAGGGUCAGAGAAAAAAAAGGAAGACGCUCGGCAAGGUGGAUUGUCACAGUGGCUGCAGCAACAGGCUCAAGCAUAACAACUAUUGUGGGAAUGGCACAGAACUGGGCAGUGUUUCCUUCUGUUGUACAUAGGGUUGCUAUGAGUUGGAACCAACUUGAUGGCACCUAACAACAACAAUAACGUAUUGACAUCAAUCACAUUAAUCAGUUGUGCUAGCACUACCCUUAAUCAGUGUGAAUUUUCCAUUAAAUAAACAGAAAUUCAGUGCUCCAUGACCAAUAACUCCCCCCUUUCCUCUUCCCUCCCAUACCUGGUAACCACUAAUAAACUUUUGUCUCUAUAAAUUUGUCUGUUCUUAUAUUUUUAUAUAAGUGAGAUUAUACAAUAUUUGUCCUUUUGUGAUUGACUUAUUUCACUCAGCAAUCCAUGCUUUAGCAUGUAUCACCACUUCUUUUCUCUUUCUGGCUGAGUAGUAUUUCACUGUACAUACGUACCACAUUUUGUUUAUCCAUCCAUCCAUUGAUGGACAUUUAGGUUAUUUCCACCUUUUGCCUAUUGUGAAUAGUGCUGCAAUGAACACUGGAGUACAUAUGUCUCUUCGCAUUGCUGCUUCCAAGUCCCUUGGGUAUAUUCCUAGCAGUGGAAUUUCUCAAUAAUUCUAUUUUUAAAUGUCAUAUACUUUCAUGAUUACUGCCUAUAUACUUUUGACAAUGAAAUUAAAUAUAAAUAGGCUUUAGAUAUUUUGUAUGGGAAGAUAUUUUUUUCCCUCUUAGAAAAACAGUGGAAUCAUUUAGAAUGUACUAAAAAGGACAGCCUGUAAUUUAAAGGGAACUGGGUUAAUUUUUUAUAGUGUGAAGCAUUGGCUCUCUAAUUUAAUCCUGUUUUCCUCAGGGUUAUAUGGGAUUUUUUUUUUUUUUCUACUUAAUCCCUCCACCACCACAGUGACCUGGCUCCAUGACAAUCUCUUUGGCCCCAACCUCAGUCUCCUCCCCCAGAUGGCCCAUUCUAGCUAGGCAGAGGAGCACAGCCAUAGCAUUUUACUAGUCCAACAAACUGAAAAACCAAACCCACUGCUAGAGGCCUUGUAGGGCGAAGUAGAACUGCCCCAUAGGGUUUCCAAGGCUGUAAAUCUUUACGGAAUCAGACUCCCAUAUCUUUCUCCUGCUGAGUGGCUGGUGGGUUCAAACCACCGACCUUUUGGUUAGCAGACACGCACUUUACCAUUGCACCACCAGGGGUUCCUU